UAUACUUGGAAGGACGGACUUGAGUUCUUUUAUGUCUUCUAAGAGUUCGGAGGCCCAUGGGGGUAUACCGGGUUGUGGGGAGGGGUUCUGGGGCGGGGGUAGACUGUACUGUGACAUCGGCGAAGAUAGGUAGCCCGCUGAAUAAUGCUGGGGGUUCUGGGGGGUCUGCAUGCCGUACAUGGGCUGGGCGGUGGGCUGGGCAGCAUAACUCAUAUUUGUAUUCGUAGUACUGCUGUUCAUGUCAACGUUCGUAUUCCCAGUUAAUGUUAUAUAUAGUGUGUUAUAUUUUCUUCUAUAAACUUUCUUUUUUCUUCAUUCAAAAACAAUAUGUUCAAUGGUUUGUCAUUACUGUUCUUUGACGCUUUUGUCUGAUGUAGGGUAUUAAGAAUGUGAAGCCUAAGUUCUUAAAGUAAACAGCAAUUAAUCGACCAUAUUAUACACACGUAUUAAGGCAGUGUCCUACUUAUGCUGGUAAGGUCGCUGCACAAUGGGUCGACUUGUCUUGAUAGAAGUGCACUUGUGCUAAAGUACAGUAUUUAUAUCCGUUUAUAAGAAUGAAUGAUAAUAGGACAUGCGCAUUGAAACCGGUGUUAUUUUGUACUGUGAGUGUGUAUGUGCAGAAUCAGCGAAGUCAAAGUUUUUGUGGGAUUUAGUCAGACUUUACAUAAAAGAGGUGUAACGUCAUUUCCUAGUCAGCAUGGUGAUAGGAACAACUUUCCAGUUUCCGAGCAAUAUGUCCGGGAAAAACAAGAAAAAGGAAAAGUAUGGGUCGGGCAACAAUGAGCACAUUCUAUGUCGCGUCUGCGGGGACAAAUCAUCAGGGUUUCACUAUGGGGUGUUCAGUUGUGAAGGGUGUAAGGGCUUUUUCCGCCGAACGGUUCGUCAGAAAAUGGAAUAUAAAGCAUGUGAGAACCCGAAAGGAUGCCUUAUCAUGCGAAUCAGCAGGAACCGGUGCCAGUACUGCAGACUACAGAAAUGUAUAGCCGUCGGAAUGUCGCAUGAAGCUGUGCGACUGGGCAGGUGCCCGAAAAAGGAUCGACCAGCGAAGGCCAGCUUCAUGUACAUGCCUCAGGAUUCCACGAAUGAACUUGACCGUCAAGUUCGUACCGAGCAAAUGGUGCUUACCGUACACGCUGCGUACCGAAAAGCGUGUGAAGAUUUUGACGACUUUUCAGCGCUAUUUCAACAAAAUCAGAUUUUCAUAGAGGAAAAAGAGGACGCCAAACAUCUCUACUUCCGGUAUCUACCAGGGACAGUUCGAUUCAUCACCGCAUUCGCUAAAGACAUUCCACUUUUUAAGAACCUCACACAGAGCGAUCAGAGACUGCUCAUAAAAAGCGGCCUACUCGAGAUUUCAGCUAUCAGUGACUCCACCCACAUAGAAAUUGACGGUAGCUCGCUUGUGAACAGGAAACUCAAUAUUGUAAUUGAAAAGGACCGACUCGAGAAUAUUGGACUUCUUGGAUCUCUGUUCAAAGACCUUGAAGUUGUGAUAAGGAGACUUCGUUCACUGACUCUCUCCGACGUGGAGCUGUCUCUGUUGUCAGCCAUUGUGCUGUUUUGUCCAGAUCGUGAAGGUUUAGCGCACAGCGUUGCCCUGGAAACAAUGGAGACGGACUUGUGUUUGGCACUGAAGUGUCAGCUUAUUUUGAGCCAUGGUGACGGUACACUCAUGUUCGCUAAAUCAGUGGAGGUCCUCACCGAACUGCGACACCUAGCUACGUUAUUUCAAGAUGAUAUUCUCAACUCCCAAGUAGAAAUUGAUGGCAGUGAUGUGCCUGCUAGCUGAUGACAAGUUACAGACGCCACAUAGCGGUUACUUUCCAUUUCUGUACAGUAAUCACUGCCGUCACAUAAGUCACGUGAUCAUUUUCAAUAUCACGUGACGUCAUUAAAAAAAGUGUGUUUUUUUCUUCCAUUUGAUAUGAUUUGUUUAUCUGUUUAAACUUAAACGUUUUUUAAUGGAACUGGAAUUUAAUAGUGCAUUAAUACGUGUUAAAAACAGUCACUCAACUGAGAUAUUUAGGUGGAUUUAGUGUUGCUUGUCAAGGGAGAUCACUGCGUAGGAGAUCACUUUAACAUAAACAAAUCUUAAUCAAAGGGAAGAAACUCAGAAAAGAAAUCUGGCUUAAUAUUGGAUUGGGUAACGGGGAUUAAUUAUUUGAUCAUCUCAUUGCAUAUUUACAUUUUAUAUUCAUUGUCAGCAGUAACGAUGUUUACUUAUAAGCCACUGGUUACAGUAUCGGUCAGCAGAGGGUACAUAUAUUAUAAGCAUGAUUAUAUACAUACAUGUUGUCAACAUUUUUAACCGAUACUGUCACCUAUGGCUAAUGCACACAAUAAAUGGUAGCAUUCUUGUAGUUUAAUCUGGGGUAAAAGGCAAAAUGAAACAUACAUUGAUUGACUUGUAAGCCACGGCAGUUCCAUGGCUGAUGUUAUGCUGUUUUUCUUCAAUCUAAUAGAUGAUAUGUAAGAAACAUGAAUGAUACUUUUUAAAUUUCUAUAGACGAAAUCGUUUUUCUUUAGAUAGUAAGCUGUUAUAAGUGUGAAAGUUUUUUUUAUGAAAUUAAUAUGGAUGCUUGUAUUAAUACUAUGUGUUAAAACAUUUAAAAUGUUUUAUGUAUCGUUCAUCUGCUGACAUUAUGUACUAAGUACAGGACAUUGAAUUCAGGUAUGCUGAUUAAGUAUGUUAUAAAAGGCAUAUAAGUAUCUAUUUAUAUAGUUGUUAAUAUAUAUUAUGCCGAAUGUUGUUUUAUUUGAAGUAAUAAAUAUUUCC
Molecule: messenger RNA, 2776 nt
Organism: Mya arenaria
Lineage: Eukaryota; Metazoa; Mollusca; Bivalvia; Myida; Myidae
Product: ecdysone-inducible protein E75-like
Exons: 7
Coding region: 698-1789 (363 amino acids)
Biological process (GO): cell differentiation; positive regulation of transcription by RNA polymerase II; negative regulation of transcription by RNA polymerase II
Molecular function (GO): zinc ion binding; RNA polymerase II cis-regulatory region sequence-specific DNA binding; nuclear receptor activity
Source: RefSeq, a predicted model, not a curated record